Molecule: messenger RNA, 697 nt
Organism: Racocetra fulgida
Lineage: Eukaryota; Fungi; Glomeromycota; Glomeromycetes; Diversisporales; Gigasporaceae
Source: the annotation of a GenBank genome assembly
AUGGCCGAAGAGAAUAGCACUAAUACUCCUUCCGAUGCAACUUCCUCGAAGCCAAAAUCAAAAAAAUAUCGAAAAGACAAACCUUGGGAUAAUGAGGAUAUAGAUCAUUGGAAAAUUGAUCCAUUUACCCGGGAGGACAAUCCGUACUCUUUUACAGAAGAAUCAUCUUUUGCAACCCUAUUUCCAAAAUAUCGGGAAAAUUAUUUAAAAGAAGCAGUUAAGAUUCUUGACGAUGGUGUAUCAUGUGAUAUUAUCAAAAUUGGAAAUAUGAUUCGAAGCAAAGAACGUUUUGUCAAACGUAGACAAAGAUUGAUUGGACCAAAUGGUUCAACGCUAAAGGAAUUAAUGAUUAAAAGAGAACUCGCCAAAGAUCCAAAGCUAAAAAAUGAAUCAUGGGAUAGAUUCUUGCCUCAUUUCAAAAAACAAAACGUUAAAAGACCUAAAAAACAAAUCAAGAAGAAAGAAUAUACACCAUUUCCUCCUCCACAAACUCCGAGAAAGAUUGAUUUGCAAUUGGAGUCUGGUGAAUAUUUCCUUAAGCCUAAAGAAAAGGCAGCUCGUGAAAUGGAGAAGAAAAAGGAAAAACGAAAGGAAAAUACUCUAAAACGGAAAGCAGAAAGAGAAAAAGCUUUUAUUCCACCUGUAGAAGAUGUCCCAAAAAGAAAGAAACGAAAGGCUAAAACUGAUUCAAGUCAAU